AAUGUUUUAUUCAAGAAUUUCUGUCUUAAGGUUAUAUGCAUUUCAUCUCGAGGAAAGUAGCAAAGACAACAGUUGAAGGAAUAUUUAGUGAACCAUUUCUUUAAUAAUCGUUGAGAAAGCAUAGGCAUGGUUCCUUUUUUGGGGGGCUUUCUAAUACAACUGUCGGGUAAGAAAAGAAGAAAAAAAAGCCACGUUGAAAAUUCUCUCUCUUUUUUUGUUUUUUUAUUUCUUGGUCUGGUGAAUGUUAUGAGAGUCAAGAUUGCAACCAGCUAUCCCUUAGAUAAAUACCAUUGUUGGUUUUCUAUCGAGAAAAGCCUCGAAAAUCAAUCUAUACAUCAACUUGCAAAACAAAUAGUAAACAAGCUUGAACUCGAAGCUAUACCUUCCAAUUUGAAACUCUUAUUAGAGGGCUAUCAAUUAUUGCCACAAACAAAGAUAAAAGAAGUUUUACGCGAUGGAGAUCUUAUCACGAUCAAACAAAAUCAACCUAAAAAUACUGAUAUAGUCAAGAAAAGAAAGCGCUGUAAGUUAACUGCAUUCUUUUGCACUCCUUAACACGCAACAUAGCUAUAGAAGAAGAUACGCAUCUU
Gilbertella persicaria is the source of this 590-nucleotide messenger RNA. RefSeq lists its product as uncharacterized. Lineage: Eukaryota; Fungi; Mucoromycota; Mucoromycetes; Mucorales; Choanephoraceae. The transcript has 2 exons. The record is from RefSeq and is a predicted model, not a curated record. Bases 127 to 555 code for a protein of 142 amino acids.